GAGAACAAGUAUUACUGCAAAAAGCUUUCAGUGGUGAGUCAAGAACCCGUCCUUACAGCAAGGUCCUUGAAGGACAAUAUAUCUUACGGGUUGCAGGAUAUCCCUUUCUCCUCAGUAAAGAAAGCAGCUGAAGCCGCCAGUGCUGAUGACUUCAUCUCAGAAAAGGAGGAUGGGUAUGAUACAGGCGCUGGGGAGAAAGGAGCACUUCUUUCAGGAGGACAGAGACAAAGAAUAGUUCUGGCUAGAGCCCUGCUGAGGGACCCCAAGAUCCUCAUCCUUGAUGAUGCCACCAGCUCCCUCGACUCCAAGACUGAGCUGAAGAUUCAAAGCACGGUGUUGAACAACCCCAAGAAGCGCACUAUUCUUCUGAUAUCUCAUCGAAUGCACAUCUUGGAGAAGGCUGACCACAUCCUGGUGAUGGAAGGAGGCCAGAUCAAGGAGUCGGGGAAACAUCAACAGCUUUUGGACAACAAGGGCAGUUACUGGAAACUGUGGGAGAAGCAACGCAGCACCUUCCAGAAGGGCACCGGGGAGUCGGCAUUGUGA
Messenger RNA from Staurois parvus, 546 nucleotides. The record is from the annotation of a GenBank genome assembly. NCBI's taxonomy places the organism in Eukaryota, Metazoa, Chordata, Amphibia, Anura, Ranidae.